CAGAAAAAGCGAAAAGGCAAAUCAAUAUGAAGAAGAGAGAAAGACACAGAAAAAACACAAAUUAACCUUGAUCAAGCGUCGGCCAUCCAUAUACAUAAACCCCACAACAAAAACCACUAUAUUUAGUCCACUUCCCAUCAUUUGAAUUAAAUCCCUUCUCUUCUUAUUGAUUUGACGGACACAAACUCAAUAUAUAUAUACACACAUUUUCCUAUUUAUUUCACUAAGCAAUCAAGGUUCCACAACUGGGGUCGUAGUCUCAAACUUCAUAUAUGGCGAAAACCUCAAAACCAAAUAAAAAAAGCAUUUGUUCUAGCAAAAGCAGUGAUAAUGGCAUUUCUAAAGGGAAAAGGAAGAGAAAAGCCGUCACCAGAGAGUCGCCGCCGCAACGUAGCUCCAUCUACAGAGGUGUCACUAGGCACCGGUGGACGGGUCGAUAUGAAGCUCAUUUAUGGGAUAAGAAUUGCUGGAACGACAAACAGACCAAAAAAGGAAGACAAGUAUAUUUGGGGGCCUAUGAUGAGGAAGAAACAGCUGCACAUGCAUAUGACUUGGCAGCAUUGAAGUAUUGGGGUCAAGACACCAUCCUCAAUUUCCCUCUGUCGACCUAUGAAAAAGAGAUAAAGGAAAUGGAAGGUCAAUCAAGAGAAGAAUAUAUUGGUUCUUUGAGAAGAAAAAGCAGCGGAUUUUCAAGAGGAGUCUCGAGAUAUAGAGGUGUAGCUAGACAUCACCAUAAUGGACGAUGGGAGGCUCGCAUUGGCAGGGUGUUUGGGAACAAGUAUCUCUACCUUGGAACAUAUGCUACUCAAGAGGAAGCAGCGACGGCAUAUGAUAUGGCAGCUAUAGAGUACCGAGGACCAAAUGCUGUUACAAACUUUGACCUUAGCCGUUACAUCAAGUGGUUAGGUCCAAAUUACCAAGAUACUACUACUACUACCAUUAAAGCCCCUAUAAGCAACCCUCAAUCAAACCCUAAUGACAUGAAUCCCAUGCCUGACACCAAAGAGGAAAAAACAUCGUCUAUCAACUGCCCGGAAACACCACUGGAGGUGGAGAAACCUCGGAGGAGUUUCCCAGAUGACAUACAAACGUACUUUGAUUGCCAAGACUCCAAUAAGGAGCACGAUAUUAUUUUUGGAGACUUGGAUUCAUUCAUGUUGUCUACGACGUUUUACUGUGAGCUUGAUACCGAGCCAGCUUCGCAUACAUAUAGAGAUUAAUUUGUGAAUACUAAACGGACGUGAGGGAUUAUUUCUCAGUUUUAAUUUUUUGAAGAAUUAAUUAAUUAUUUUGGUUGAAGAGCUGAGAGAAAGGCAGUACUGAUUUUGUUUCUUAGUUAGUAAUUUGUUUUUCUUUAGCUCUCUGUUAAGGACUAAUUAUUUCUAUCCAUGCUGCAUUUGGUUUUUUAAUUCAAUACUUAUGUUAUGUUUAGAUAAAGGGCGCUGUAGCCCGUAGAGUUAUGAGUUAAUGGAAAACUGCCGCCUUCAGUAAUAUUUGAAGGCAUAGUAAAUUUGUUGCAUUUGAUC
Lycium ferocissimum is the source of this 1526-nucleotide messenger RNA. Its product is annotated as AP2-like ethylene-responsive transcription factor At1g16060. Gene Ontology annotation, molecular function: DNA binding; DNA-binding transcription factor activity. NCBI's taxonomy places the organism in Eukaryota, Viridiplantae, Streptophyta, Magnoliopsida, Solanales, Solanaceae. Gene Ontology annotation, biological process: regulation of DNA-templated transcription. The transcript is spliced from 8 exons. Bases 273 to 1220 code for a protein of 315 amino acids. The record is from RefSeq and is a predicted model, not a curated record.